AUGUUCGGCCGGAGCUCACGGAAGAGACUCUCCAGCCGCUCGUUGACCGGCCUGGGGCGGAUAGAGAGAGGCCAGCCAUGUAACGCCUGCGGUGACCAGUGUCCCGGCUUCGCCUUGCAUAAAUGGAGGAAGAUCUGCCUACACUGCAAGUGUCCCCAGGAAGAGCACAUGGUGACAGUGAUGCCGCUGGAGAUGGAGAAGACCAUCAGCAAACUCAUGUUUGACUUCCAGAGGAACUCGACCUCGGAUGAUGACUCAGGCUGUGCCUUGGAAGAGUAUGCCUGGGUCCCGCCAGGGCUGAAGCCUGAACAGGUACACCAGUACUACAGCUGCCUCCCCGAAGAGAAAGUCCCCUAUGUCAACAGUCCUGGAGAGAAGCUGCGAAUCAAGCAGCUCCUACACCAGCUCCCGCCACAUGACAAUGAGGUUCGAUAUUGCAACUCCCUGGACGAGGAAGAGAAGCGGGAGCUGAAGCUGUUCAGCAGCCAGAGGAAACGAGAGAAUUUGGGCCGUGGGAAUGUCAGGCCUUUCCCUGUCACCAUGACAGGGGCCAUCUGUGAGCAGUGCGGAGGGCAGAUUAAUGGUGGAGACAUCGCCGUGUUUGCCUCGAGAGCCGGCCAUGGUGUCUGCUGGCACCCGCCCUGCUUCAUCUGCACUGUCUGCAAUGAGCUGCUGGUGGACUUGAUCUACUUUUACCAGGAUGGGAAGAUCUACUGCGGCCGGCACCACGCCGAGUGCCUGAAGCCCCGCUGUGCAGCCUGUGAUGAGAUCAUCUUUGCUGACGAGUGUACUGAGGCUGAGGGGCGACACUGGCACAUGAAACACUUCUGCUGCUUCGAGUGCGAGACCGUGCUGGGCGGCCAGCGCUACAUCAUGAAGGAGGGGCGGCCCUACUGUUGCCACUGCUUCGAGUCCUUGUAUGCAGAAUAUUGUGACACCUGUGCUCAACAUAUAGGGAUCGACCAAGGUCAGAUGACCUAUGAUGGCCAACACUGGCAUGCCACUGAGACCUGUUUCUGCUGUGCUCACUGCAAGAAGUCUCUCCUGGGGAGGCCAUUCCUUCCAAAGCAAGGCCAGAUCUUCUGCUCCCGGGCCUGCAGUGCCGGAGAGGACCCCAAUGGUUCUGACUCUUCCGACUCGGCCUUCCAGAAUGCCAGGGCCAAGGAAUCCAGACGCAGUGCCAAAAUCGGCAAGAACAAGGGCAAGACCGAGGAGGCCAUGCUGAACCAGCACAGCCAGCUGCAGGUGAGUUCCAACCGCCUGUCUGCCGACGUGGACCCCCUGUCACUACAAAUGGACCUGCUCAGCCUGUCCAGCCAGACGCCCAGCCUCAACCGAGACCCCAUUUGGAGGAGCAGGGAUGAACCCUACCAUUAUGGGAACAAGAUGGAACAAAACCAGGCCCAGAGUCCCCUGCAGCUCCUCAGCCAGUGCAACAUCAGAACUUCCUACAGUGCUGGCGGGCAGGGCGCCGGGGCUCAGCCCGACAUGUGGGCCAAGCACUUCAGCGGCAACCCCAAGAGGAGCUCGUCACUGGCCAUGAAGGGACACGGGGGCAGCUUCAUCAAGGAAUGCCGAGAGGACUACUACCCCGGGAGGCUGAGGUCCCAGGAGAGCUACAGCGACAUGUCUAAUCAGAGCUUCAGCGAAACUCGAGGCAGCAUCCCAGUGCCCAAGUAUGAGGAAGAGGAAGAGGAGGAGGAGGAGGAGGAGGAGGAAGGGGGCCUAACCGCUCAGCAGUGUCGGACCCGUCAUCCCAUCAGCUCCUUGAAGUACACAGAGGACAUGACACCCACAGAGCAGACCCCUAGAGGCUCCAUGGAAUCCCUGGCCCUGUCGAACACAACAGGCCUCUCCACUGAAGGUGGUGCCAAGCGCCAGGAGCACCUGUCUCGGUUCUCCAUGCCGGACCUCAGCAAGGACUCGGGCAUGAACGUCUCGGAGAAGCUGAGCAACAUGGGCACCCUGAACUCAUCCAUGCAGUUCCGCAGCGCGGAAUCGGUGCGCAGCCUGCUGUCGGCCCAGCAGUACCAGGAGAUGGAGGGCGGGCUGCACCAGCUGGGCAACCCCCUGGGCUACCGUGACCUGCAGUCCCACGGACGGCUGCAUCAGAGCUUCGAUUUUGACGGGGGCAUGGCGAGCAGCAAGCUCCCGGGGCAGGAAGGCGUGCGACUCCAGCCCAUGAGCGAGCGCACCCGGAGGAGAAACACCUCCCGAGAGGACGCCCGGCGCUUCCGUCCUCACCGCUCCAGGCGCAGCCGGCGCUCGCGCUCGGACAACGCCCUGCACCUGGCCAGCGAGCGCGAGGCCAUCUCCAGGUUGAAAGAAAGGCCGCCGCUGCGAGCCAGGGACGAUUAUGACCAAUUCAUGCGCCAGCGCAGCUUCCAGGAGAGCCUGGGCCAGGGGUCCCGGAGGGACCUGUAUGGCCAGUGCCCACGGACUGUGUCGGACCUGGCUCUGCAGAACGCCUUUGGGGAGCGAUGGGGACCCUACUUCACCGAGUACGACUGGUGCUCCACCUGCUCCUCCUCCUCCGAGUCCGACAACGAAGGCUACUUCUUGGGAGAACCCAUUCCUCAGCCCGCGCGCCUGCGCUAUGUCACCAGCGACGAGCUGCUGCAUAAAUACAGCUCGUACGGGGGCCCCAAGUCCUCCACGUUAGCGGGCAGAGGACAGCUGCACAGCAGGAAAAGACAGAAGAGCAAAAACUGUAUCAUUUCUUAAUGGGUCGGGGCGGGAUGGGGCAGGGA
Dipodomys spectabilis (banner-tailed kangaroo rat) is the source of this 2750-nucleotide messenger RNA. It is a transcript of the gene Prickle2, whose product is annotated as prickle planar cell polarity protein 2. Gene Ontology annotation, molecular function: zinc ion binding. Bases 1 to 2724 code for a protein of 907 amino acids. The transcript has 9 exons. The record is from RefSeq and is a predicted model, not a curated record. Lineage: Eukaryota; Metazoa; Chordata; Mammalia; Rodentia; Heteromyidae.